AUGUUCCCCCGGCGGCGUUGCCUGCUCGGCGGCUCGCCGCUGUUGGCGUUGCUCGCGUGUCUGCAGCUCGCCGCGGGGGUGCGGGCGGGGUCGCCCGACUGCAACUGCAACAACGGCGCGGUGACGCGGACGGAGCCGCGGUGCGAGUGCGGCUGCCUCGGCGAUUACCUCCCUCCCCACUGCCUCUACGCCGCCCACGACGUGGUGAGCAUGCAGCUGUGGCUUAGCCAAAGCGGCAACUCCACCAUGGGCGGCGGCGGCGGCGUGAGCGAAAACGUGUCCCUCUUCGCCGCCGACGUCAUCGCCGGGCUGAGUUCGGCCCUCGCGCAGAAGCCGGGCGACGGGACGCUGCGAUUUUUGUGGGCGAAGUCCGCCGCCCUGUCGGGCCCCGGCGAGAAGUCGCACGUUGUGAUGGCGGUGGUGUCGAUGCCCGGAUGGCUCGCCCAGCGGCUGCUCGCCGACGCCGCGCGUGGCCGCACCGCAGGCUACGCCUUUGCGAACAGCCGCACGGGGGCGGCGUACGCAGUGGCGGCGGUCUUCGAAGACGCACCGGGCCCGCCGCUGCCGCAGCGCUACACCGAGAGCAGCCUGGCCGUCUACUGGGGCGUCGACGACCUCUGGUACGUCUCCUGCUCGAACCUCCUCUGGCCGCUCCUCGCCCUCCUCGUCGCGCUGCUGCUGCCGUGGGCGGAGAAGCGUCUCACGCUGAACACGGAGUUCAACGCGACGUCCAUUUCCGUGCGGCCCCCUGGCGCGAAGGCGGCGGAGGCGCGGGUGCCGGGCAAAGGCGGCGACAAGGGCGGCGUCGGCGGCAGGCGGCGGAUGCAGCUGCUGUGGAGGAAAGGCGGCGGGAAGCGCAGAAAAAGGACGAGUAUGGUGUACGAGGGCAAGGACCUCGCCGCGUCCAUGCGGAACUUCGAGCGGCGGCGCAAAAAGUUGCUGUCGGGCCCUGCGGACACCGCCGAACCUGCCCGAGUGGCACACGAGGCAACGAACCCGCUUGCGCCGCGGCGCAACGGGGGCUGGCGACGGAAGGAGGCGGCCGUCCGAAUCAAGCGGCAGGCGGGCGGCGAAGGCAGCAACAGGGACCAGAUAACGGUGGUUGUCACGAGUCCAACGCGGGGCGACAAGAAGUAA
This is a messenger RNA of Trypanosoma conorhini, 1137 nucleotides long. RefSeq lists its product as uncharacterized. The record is from RefSeq and is a predicted model, not a curated record. Bases 1 to 1137 code for a protein of 378 amino acids. The transcript has a single exon. Lineage: Eukaryota; Euglenozoa; Kinetoplastea; Trypanosomatida; Trypanosomatidae.